Balaenoptera acutorostrata (minke whale) is the source of this 831-nucleotide messenger RNA. RefSeq names its product WW domain containing oxidoreductase (gene WWOX). Gene Ontology annotation, biological process: hippo signaling; positive regulation of transcription by RNA polymerase II. NCBI's taxonomy places the organism in Eukaryota, Metazoa, Chordata, Mammalia, Artiodactyla, Balaenopteridae. The transcript is spliced from 7 exons. Gene Ontology annotation, molecular function: protein binding; transcription coactivator activity. Bases 241 to 768 code for a protein of 175 amino acids. Gene Ontology annotation, cellular component: nucleus; cytoplasm. The record is from RefSeq and is a predicted model, not a curated record.
CGUGGGUGCUUUCCCCGUAAGUCUUCUCAGGCCCCGCCUCCUUUUACUCCGGCAGCUGCGCAAUUGCGGAGCGUGGAUUCACCUGCCGAGUCGGAGGAGGGGCUCCGGGCGGCACAGUGCGCAGGCGCGAGCGUUCCGGACUCGCGGCGCGCGGCGCUCGGUUGAAGCGGGAGUGAGUUCUGGGCGCGGAGACCCGGCAGCGGGCGAGCGAGCGGGUGACCGGGCGCCUCCUCUGCAGCCAUGGCAGCCUUGCGCUACGCGGGCCUGGACGACACGGACAGCGAGGACGAGCUGCCCCCGGGCUGGGAGCAGAGAACCACCAAGGACGGCUGGGUUUACUAUGCCAAUCACACAGAAGAGAAGACUCAGUGGGAACAUCCGAAAACUGGGAAAAGAAAGCGAAUAGCAGGAGAUUUGCCCUAUGGAUGGGAACAAGAAACUGAUGAGAAUGGACAAGUGUUUUUUGUCGACCACAUAAAUAAAAGAAGUACCUACUUGGACCCAAGACUGGCAUUUACCGUGGACGAUAAUCCUACAAAGCCAACCACCAGACAGAGAUACGACAGCAGCACAACCGCGAUGGAAAUCCUCCAGGGCCGGGAUUUCAGUGGCAAAGUGGUCGUGGUUACCGGAGCGAAUUCGGGAAUAGGGUUUGAAACCGCCAAAACUUUAGCCCUCCAUGGUGCACAUGUGAUCCUGGCCUGCAGGAACAUGACAAGAGCCAAUGAAGCCGUGUCACGCAUUUUAGGAGAAUGGAGUUUCCUGUGACAGCUCUCCAAAAACCUUUGUCAGAUAACGCAUAAAGCCAAGGUAGAAGCAAUGACCCUGGAC